Manihot esculenta (cassava) is the source of this 1134-nucleotide messenger RNA. RefSeq names its product gamma-interferon-responsive lysosomal thiol protein. The record is from RefSeq and is a predicted model, not a curated record. Lineage: Eukaryota; Viridiplantae; Streptophyta; Magnoliopsida; Malpighiales; Euphorbiaceae. Gene Ontology annotation, molecular function: oxidoreductase activity, acting on a sulfur group of donors, disulfide as acceptor. Bases 122 to 907 code for a protein of 261 amino acids. The transcript has 6 exons.
CGUCCCUGUAAAUUGGAAAAAAAAAAAAAAACUCCCGUCGAUAUUUCGAAUACAGAUAUAUUUUCUAAAAGCUAAAGCUUCGUGUGGUGGCGGGUUCUUCCAACAAACACCUACCUCCCAAAUGGCUUCGGUUGGUGGUUCAGCAAAAGCCCUCUCUGUGUUGGUUUUCCUUCUAUUAUUAAUUAGCUUCUCCUUGUCGGCUUCUUCAGAUUCAGGGAGAGUCUCCUUGGCAUUAUACUAUGAAUCGCUUUGUCCCUACAGUGCCAAUUUUAUCGUCAAUGAUCUUGUUGAGCUCUUUGAAGACGAGGAGCUUUUCUCCAUUGUAGAUCUCCACCUCUCCCCUUGGGGUAAUGCCAAACUCAAAAGCAAUGACUCCUUCGUUUGCCAGCAUGGUCCUUCCGAAUGCCUCUUGAAUACCGUGGAAGCUUGUGCAAUUCAUGUUUGGCCUCAGCUGGAGGAUCAUUUUCCUUUCAUCUAUUGCAUUGAGGCUCUGGUGUAUGAUCGCAAAUUCACCCAAUGGGAAUCAUGCUUUGAGACAUUGGGUUUGGACCCAAAACCUAUAGCUGAUUGCUACAGUAGUGGAUAUGGCAAAGAGCUUGAAUUAAAAUAUGCCGCUGAAACAAAUGCCCUGCGGCCUCCGCAUCAAUAUGUGCCUUGGGUAGUGGUGGAUGGACAACCGCUUUAUGAGGACUACGAAAAUUUUAUAAGUUACAUCUGCAAGGCCUACAACAGCACUGCUCACGCAACAGCUUGCAGCGAAGCAUCGCAUUACACGACCCAAAAGGGUAAAGGAAGACCAGAUGCUCCAGUUUCGUACAAGGAGAGAAAGAUGUCAACACUGUCGGAACAAAUUAUAUCCGCCAUAUCAUUGUGGAUGAAGAAGACAUUGGGGCAUGAUUCAAUAUAGAUAUGCUUCUAACCUCCAAUCAGCUGGUACUGUGUGUUGGUUUCCUUUUGAGUCUUGAGUUAAUAAAUUUCUAUCUGGAGUUCAACAGCAUUACUGUGUGUGAAUUGUAGAAUGCAAUGCUUUUGGAGAUGAUUUUUAAGAUAAUAUUGUAGUGCAUAUAAUUUAUGAGCACAAAUUUAAUAUACAUUACAUAUUUAAUUAUAUGUUUUAUAUAUUUGAUUACCUAA